GCCAGGCGCCUGCGCCGAAGCAGCGCAGCACGAGGGUGGCCCCGGGGCUGAUGGCGCUGAGCGGGGCCCUGAGCGCGGCCCGGCCGAGGCUGCUGUCCCGCUGCAGGUGGGCACAGCGCCUGAGCUCCGCUGCCUGGGGGGACACCAUCUUCGCCCUCUCCUCGGGACAUGGCCGCUGCGGGGUUGCCGUCAUCCGUGCCAGCGGGCCGGGCAGCCGCGGGGCACUGCAGAGCCUCACCGGGCACCCCGAGCUGCCCCCACCCCGCGUCCUGGCGCUGCGGCGCAUCCGGGACCCUGCCACCGCCGAGACCCUCGACCGCGGCCUCGUCGUCUGGUUUCCAGGUGAGGCUGGCGUCAGGUUUUCGUGCCCAGCCAGGAGUCUUGGUGCCCGGUCCCCAGAGCUUCACCGGGGAGGACUGUGCCGAGCUGCACCUGCACGGGGGGCCGGCGGUGGUGAGCGGAGUGCUGCGGGCACUGGGGCGCUUGCCCGGGCUGCGUCCCGCCGAGCCCGGGGAGUUCACUCGCAGAGCCUUCCGCCGCGGCAAGCUGGACCUGACGGCGGCCGAGGGCCUGGGGGACCUGAUCCGGGCAGAGACGGAGGCGCAGCGGCGGCAGGCGCUGCGGCAGAUGGAGGGGGAGCUGGGUCAGCUCUACCAGCACUGGAGCGAGACCCUCACCCAGGCUCUUGCCCACCUUGAAGCCUACAUCGACUUCAGUGAGGAUGACAACGUGGAGGAAGAGGUCUUGUCCCGAGUGGAUGCCACCGUGCGUGCCCUGGAGAAGGAGAUCGGUGCCCACCUGCAGGAUGGGCGCCGUGGGGAGCUGCUCCGGGGGGGGGUCCACACCGUCAUCGCCGGCCCCCCCAACGUGGGCAAGAGCAGCUUGCUCAACCUGCUGUGCCAGCGCCCGGCAGCCAUUGUGUCACCGGUGGCAGGGACCACGCGGGACGUGGUGGAGGUGGCGCUGGACAUCGGGGGGUACCCCCUGGUGCUGAGUGACACAGCUGGGCUCCGUGACGCCACUGACCCCGUGGAGCAGGAGGGGGUCAGCCGGGCACGGGACCGGCUGCGGCAAGCGGACCUGGUGCUGGCUGUGCUGGAUGCCACCGCGGUGCCCAGUGAGCCAAGGGGCCUGGGGGAUGCCCUGGGGUCCUUUUUGCCCCCCACUGCCCCUCCCUGCAUCCUGGUGCUCAACAAAUCUGACCUGCUGCAGGGGGCUGAGGGGACCCUGCCUGCUGCUUGUGCCCGAGGGCACUCGAUGCUCCCCACCACCCUCCUCUCCUGCAAGACGGGCGAGGGGCUCGACCACCUCCUGGAGCUGCUGGCACAGCAGCUGGCACAGCUGUGUGGAGACCCCCUGGCAGGCUCCCCCAGCCUGACACAGAGCCGGCACAGCCUUCACCUGGGCGACUGUGCCACGGCCCUGGCACGGUACCACCAGGAGCGCCAGCAGGACCUGGGGCUGGCAGCCGAGCAGCUGCGGUUGGCGCGGCGGCACCUGGGCCGCAUCACUGGGCACGUGGGCGCCGAGGAGGUCCUGGACAUCAUCUUCAGGGACUUCUGCAUUGGCAAGUGAGGGGCAGGGUGAGCAGGUGCCCUGCUUGUGGCGCCACCAGCCUCAAGGACCCUUGGCAAGAGGGCACUUGGCUGGGUGCUGGCAUUAAA
Molecule: messenger RNA, 1664 nt
Organism: Dryobates pubescens (Downy woodpecker)
Lineage: Eukaryota; Metazoa; Chordata; Aves; Piciformes; Picidae
Gene: GTPBP3
Product: GTP binding protein 3, mitochondrial
Exons: 9
Coding region: 169-1575 (468 amino acids)
Biological process (GO): tRNA wobble uridine modification; tRNA methylation
Cellular component (GO): cytoplasm; mitochondrion
Molecular function (GO): GTP binding; GTPase activity; protein binding
Source: RefSeq, a predicted model, not a curated record